Molecule: messenger RNA, 1087 nt
Organism: Camarhynchus parvulus
Lineage: Eukaryota; Metazoa; Chordata; Aves; Passeriformes; Thraupidae
Gene: AREG
Product: amphiregulin
Exons: 6
Coding region: 23-772 (249 amino acids)
Biological process (GO): positive regulation of mitotic nuclear division; positive regulation of cell population proliferation; epidermal growth factor receptor signaling pathway
Source: RefSeq, a predicted model, not a curated record
CGGCGGCGGCGGGCGGCUCCUCAUGGAGAGGCGCGCGCUGCCGGCACCUGUUGUGCUGCGGCGACUCCUUUUGCCCUCAUUCUCUCUGUGUCUCUGUCGCCACCCGCCCUGGGUACGGACGAUGCGCGCCGUGGUGCUGAUGGCCGCGCUGGCCGUGCUGGCAGCGAACCGUGCGGCCGCCGGGUCCUCGCCCAACGCCACGGAGCCGCAGCGGCACGAGGAGCGGGAGGCCGGGAGCCCUGAGGGCGAGCCCGUGCCGGGUCCUGACUAUGAGGAGGAUGAGGAGGAGUAUGAGGAGGCGCCGCCCGUCCACCAGUACAUCGUGGACGACUUGAUCCGAGUUGAACCUGUGGUUAAACCCAAGCCAGCAAAGAGAGGGGGAGAGAAGAAUGCUGGCAAGUCAAGAAGAAAGAAGAACAGAGGGAAAAACAAGAAGAAAGGGACUCCCUGUGAAAUGGAAUACAAAAACUUUUGCAUCCAUGGAGAAUGCAUUUACCUAGAACAUCUCCAGAUGGUGACCUGCAAGUGUCAUCAGGAUUUUUUUGGUGAGCGCUGUGGUGAACAGUUCAUGAAGACUCAAAGGAAGAAUGAUGUGGCAGACUACUCAAAGACUGUGCUGGUAGUGGUAGCUGUGCUGCUCUCGAGCGUCAGCUUCAUUACUGUACUUAUCAUUGUGAUAGUGCAGGUCAGGAAAAAGUGUCCUCAGUAUGAAGAGAAAGAAGAAAGGAAAAAACUGCGACAAGAAAACAGAAAUGGCAAUGUUGGUGUGUAAAUGGGGAGGAAGCAGAGCAAUUCUGAAGUGGCCAUGGCCAAGCUGCAGGGUACCUCUGGCUACCUGUCACAUUCACCUGGACACUGUGGGCUGGAGCUGUUGCCACUAAGCCCUGAUUCAUCCAGAGAGGCUGCUGCAAGGAGAUGUCAACAGGCCACUUACUGCUGAAUCACUUGCUGAGGACACCAGUUAUCACUGCAUCUUGGCACAACGAUGUAGAAGGAGCUGGCUCGUUGGGGGACAGUACCUGCUGUCAAGACCUGCUGGAGACUACUGCUGCUAAGCCUUCUCUCUCUGCGCUAGAGCUCCGGUCUC